GGACGCUCUGAAAUUGUUAGCCGCCAGUUGCCGCAGCAGGGGAGCGGGUGUGGAGAAAGUAGGCUAAAAACGGGAAAAACAUGGAGGCAGAUAUAGUUACAAAUCUUCGACGCAAGCUUAAAGAGGCUGAGGAAGAGCGACUAAAAGCUGCACAGUAUGGUUUGCAGCUAGUGGAGAGCCAAAAUGAACUCCAGAAUCAGUUGGAUAAAUGCCAUAAUGAAAUGAUGACCAUGACUGAGAAUUAUGAACAAGAAAAAUAUACUCUUCAGAGAGAAGUUGAACUCAAGAGUCGAAUGUUGGAAAGUUUGAGCUGUGAAUGUGAAGCUAUUAAACAACAACAAAAAAUAGACCUGGAGAAAUUAGAACAACAACUAAACAGAAGCCAUGGACAGGAAGUGAAUGAACUAAAAAAUAAGAUAGAAAAACUAAAAGUGGAAUUAGAUGAAGCUAGGCUUAGCGAAAAGCAGCUGAAGCACCAAGUAGAUCAUCAAAAGGAACUCCUCUCUUGUAAAUCAGAGGAACUGCGGACAAUGUCUGAGCGUGUACACGAAAGCAUGUCUUCAGAGAUGCUGGCUCUUCAAAUUGAAUUGACAGAAACGGAGAGUAUGAAGGCCACCCUCAAAGAAGAACUGAAUGAACUACAGUACAGACAAGAACAGCUAGAACGUCUGAAUACUAACUUAAUGCGCCAGGUAGACCGGCUUAAAGAAGAAAAAGAAGAGCGAGAAAAAGAAGCAGUUUCUUACUGUAAUGCCCUAGAGAAAGCUCGUGUAGCAAAUCAAGAUCUUCAGGUGCAGUUGGACCAGGCCCUCCAACGAGACUUGGAUCCCAAUAGUAAAGGCAACUCUUUGUUUGCAGAGGUGGAAGAUCGAAGGGCUGCAAUGGAACGUCAGUUUAUCAGUAUGAAAAUCAAGUAUCAGUCGCUAAAGAAGCAAAAUGUAUUUAAUAGAGAACAGAUGCAAAGAAUGAAGUUACAAAUCGCCACAUUGCUACAAAUGAAAGGGUCUCAGACUGAAUUUGAGCAGCAAGAACGGCUGCUUGCCAUGUUGGAGCAGAAGAAUGGUGAAAUAAAACAUCUUUUAGGAGAAAUUAGAAAUCUGGAGAAAUUUAAGAAUUUGUAUGAAAAUGUGGAAUCUAAGCCUUCAGCCAGCUCUGGUGCUCUGGAAGAUAACACCUAUUAUACAGAUUUACUUCAGAUAAAACUUGAUAACUUAAACAAAGAAAACGAAAGCACUAAAGGUGAAUUGUCCAUACAGCGAAUGAAGGCAUUAUUUGAGAGCCAACGGGCUCUGGAUAUUGAACGAAAACUUUUUGAAAAUGAAAGAUGCCUCCAGCUUUCAGAAAGCGAAAAUAUGAAACUGAGAGCUAAACUAGAUGAAUUAAAACUGAAAUAUGAACCUGAAGAGACAGUUGAAGUACCUGUACUCAAAAAGAGGCGUGAGGUGCUGCCUGUGGAUAUAACCACCUCUAAAGAUGCAUGUGCCAGCAACAGUGCUAUUGGAGAAGUUGAUAGAUUACCACUUCAGAAAGAGGAGACACCGUCCUGUCCUAACAGUUUAGAAAAUAACAACUUGCAGUUAGAAAAAUCGAUUUCUAUAAACACACCACUAGUCAAUCUCUCUCCUCACAAAAAUCUGCCCAUGGAUACGCCACUGAAGAAGGAAAAGAAAUGUGUGAAACUCAUAGGAGUUCCAGCUGACUCCGAAGCCUUAAAUGAAAGAAGUGGAAACACCCCCAACUCUCCCAGGUUAGCUGCUGAAUCAAAGCGUCAAACAGAAGUUAAAGAAGGGAAAGAAACUGCAAGCAAAUUGGAACAGGAACUUUGUAAGAAAUCACACCCAAUUCUAUACGUCUCUUCCAAAUCAACUCCAGAGACCCAGUGCCCUCAACAGUAA
This is a messenger RNA of Propithecus coquereli (Coquerel's sifaka), 1895 nucleotides long. It is a transcript of the gene SPDL1, whose product is annotated as spindle apparatus coiled-coil protein 1. Gene Ontology annotation, molecular function: kinetochore binding. Gene Ontology annotation, biological process: protein localization to kinetochore; establishment of mitotic spindle orientation; mitotic spindle assembly checkpoint signaling. Gene Ontology annotation, cellular component: spindle pole; outer kinetochore. The record is from RefSeq and is a predicted model, not a curated record. The transcript is spliced from 12 exons. The coding region runs from base 81 to 1895 and encodes 604 amino acids. NCBI's taxonomy places the organism in Eukaryota, Metazoa, Chordata, Mammalia, Primates, Indriidae.